UCCGCCCCGCCGUGGGACAAGUGCUUCCGGGGCAGGGCCUACGUCGUGACGGCCGGCCCGCCGCUCCUCCCCGCGGAUUGGCGGAGCGGGCGGCGCGCAUGCGCGCGGUGCUGUGACUGGGAGGACAGGCGGCGGCAGCUCGAGAUGGCUGAGGUGGAAGAAACACUGAAGCGAAUUCAGAGCCAAAAAGGAGUGCAGGGAAUCAUUGUUGUUAAUUCUGAAGGUAUUCCUAUCAAAAGUACUAUGGACAACUCCACAACGAUUCAGUAUGCGGGCCUCAUGCACAGCUUCAUCAUGAAGGCAAGGAGCACUGUGCGAGACAUUGAUCCCCAGAAUGACCUCACAUUCCUGCGGAUCCGCUCCAAGAAAAAUGAAAUCAUGGUUGCACCAGGUAAAAAUAAAGACUACUUCCUGAUUGUCAUCCAGAACCCAACUGAAUGAUUACGCUGACUUGGCCUGGUUUUUUUUCCCUUUGCCCAACUGUUUUUUUUAAUUUAAUGGUAAAGAAUAGAGCAUUAGUGUUAAUUCUGUUGUGCCACUUCAAUAAUGUCUGGAAAAACAAAAGCAGGUGUUUUUGUUGUUUACAAACAGAAAAAGUGGCUUUUUUUUUUUUGUAUCACAAGUCGUUUCAAGGAGGAGUUGGUGAAUUAGAAUCAGGCAGUAAAAAAUGCAAUAGAUUCUUUUAAUAGUUAAGAAGGUAAUAUAAUAAAAUUCUAAUAAUGUUCUAAAAAUUAUUAUUCUUUGUAUGUUUCCAUGCUUCUGUCACCACUAUUUGAGAUAUGCUUUUACACUACUGCUUUUCAAUGACUGUAAAUAUGAAACUUGCCUAUCCUCUAGUUGUGUCUUACUCCGUUGGUUUUACAAGUUACUUUGAAAAAGUCUGACCAUAUCAAAUUAAAAAGUGUCAUCAGUGA
Aquila chrysaetos chrysaetos is the source of this 914-nucleotide messenger RNA. RefSeq names its product dynein light chain roadblock-type 1 (gene DYNLRB1). Gene Ontology annotation, molecular function: dynein intermediate chain binding. Gene Ontology annotation, biological process: microtubule-based movement. The coding region runs from base 145 to 441 and encodes 98 amino acids. The record is from RefSeq and is a predicted model, not a curated record. Gene Ontology annotation, cellular component: cytoplasm; centrosome; cytoplasmic dynein complex. The transcript is spliced from 4 exons. Lineage: Eukaryota; Metazoa; Chordata; Aves; Accipitriformes; Accipitridae.